UCUCUCAAAUUUCAAACUCUCUCAAACUCUCUCAACCUCCCACUUUUAGGAUACUCAACUCAAACCCAUCAGCAAAAUCAAAGGAAAAACUUUAGCUCACCAGAGAUCCCGACACCCAUACACGCAUCCUCUUUAAACCCAGAUCAGAGAGAGAGUAAGGGUUGGGGUUUGGAGAGAAUCGGGUGUAGAGAGAGACGCUUUUCAGACCCAAAUCAGAGAAGGUUAGGGUUUGGGUUUGUCCUCUUUAAACCCAGAUCAGAGAGAGAGUAAGGGUUGGGGUUUGGAGAGAAUCGGGUGUAGAGAGAGACAUUGAUGCUUUUCAGACCCAAAUCAGAGAAGGUUAGGGUUUGGGUUUGGAGAAAAUCGGGAAAGAGAGAGGUUGAUGAUCUUUCAGGUUUGAUCUAUGGAGGGAAAUGAGAUUGAGAGACAGAGAAAGAGAUUUUGGUCGAAGGAUAGAAGAAGCCACCAUCGGAGGUGGUGGUUGCGGUGAGCCAGCCUUGCCGAUUUGGUUCAGGCCCAAAUCAGAGAAGGUUAGGGUUUGGGUUUUGGGAAAAUCGGGAAAGAGAGAAGUUGAUGCUCAAUCUCCAUGGCUAUCGCUAGCAGCCACUGUGUUCCGCUCCACCAAUUCCGGCCGUGGUUCCGGUGAAGUUCCUCUAUCUCCCUCUUUGAUUUUUCCUUAUUUUAAUUUUCUCAACAAAAGGUCCCAUUGCUAUCUUUGGUUUGGUAACUCUUUGGAAUAAUGUGGAUAUCUUCUUUGAGAUUAUUGGUGGCGGAACUACUGCUCGUCUAAUGCUUGACUUGUGGCCAUCAUUGCAACUUGAAGGCUGGGAGAUUGAUGAAAUUUUGAUUGAGAAAUCGAGAGAAUAUCUUGGGCUUUCGGAUCUUGAGAAGCGCACUGUAGCUGGUGGCAUUCUUAAUGUUCAUAUUGGGGAUGCCCUUUCACAGUCAGUUAAUGCUUCUGGAGGGUUUGCUGACUGUGAGCAGAGUAACAUUAAGACUAAACAUGCCUUUACAGGGCUUCGAGUAACAAUUGAUUGCAAGCCAGAAAAUGGACACUUAAAGACAAGAGGGGUAGGGAAACUCGAUGAAGAAGGAAAGUUCAAAAUGUCUAUUCAUCGUAAGAUUGUAAAAGAUGGCAAACUGAAUGACGAAUGCUAUGCACAGCUUCACAGUGCAUUGGCUGCACCAUGUCCCGCACAUAAUGGCCUAGAGUCUUCAAAAGUAGUAUUGUGACAUUUGUUAUUGUAAGGAUUGUAAGGAUUGAAUUUUGAUUGUAAGGAUUGUGACAGUUGUUAUUGUAAGGAUUGAAUUUUGAUUGUAAGGAUUGUGAUUGUAAGGAUUGUGACAGUUGUCAUUGUUAAGGAUUGAAUUUUAAUUGUUAAGGAUUGUGAUAGUUGCUAUUGGUA
Molecule: messenger RNA, 1406 nt
Organism: Quercus lobata
Lineage: Eukaryota; Viridiplantae; Streptophyta; Magnoliopsida; Fagales; Fagaceae
Product: proline-rich protein 4-like
Exons: 5
Coding region: 790-1233 (147 amino acids)
Source: RefSeq, a predicted model, not a curated record